Messenger RNA from Parasteatoda tepidariorum (common house spider), 1144 nucleotides. The record is from RefSeq and is a predicted model, not a curated record. NCBI's taxonomy places the organism in Eukaryota, Metazoa, Arthropoda, Arachnida, Araneae, Theridiidae.
UUAAAAUGAAUAUAAACAUGAAUACUUAAAAUUUUAGAUUUAACUUCUUAAUUUUGUACAAUCCUGUUUUAAUAUGUAAAAUAGAAAAGAAAUUUUAAGGUUAUUGAUUAGGUCCGUCGGUACUAAUCAUAUAAGUACUACUGAUCUAAAAGAACUAAGUUUAAAUCUAGAUAUAAAAUUGUUGUUUCUGACUCGUUUUACUUCUUUAGAAAAAAAAAGAGAAAUACUGAGAUAAGUUUUCCUUUGAACUUAUCCAUAUGAUUAAUGCUUUAUCAGAGAAAUGUUAUCUCGAUUGAAUUUUAUGCCUACAAGUUCAAGACCUUUUACACUGAGAACUUUAGCAUGUUCAUCUAACCGUCAUCCUCCCAAAGAAUCUGUCGUAUAUAUGAAACCCCUGUCAUUUUAUGUUCAUUACAGGUGGAAAAGUAGCAAUGAUAACCAUGAUAAUGCAAUUACUAGUCAUAAAGAAAAUGAACAUGGCCAAAUUACUGUUGCAGAGAAAGUGAAACAGACCACAAAAGAUGCUGGCUAUCUUGGAAUAAUCAUUGCUGGUGUUGGUGUAACUGGCAUUAUGUUCUAUGCCAUUUUCAGAGAGUUGUUUUCGCGUCAAAGCCCAAAUUCUGUGUACAGUAGUGCAUUGAAACUAUGCCGUAAUGAGCCCAGUGUCGUUGAUACACUUGGGGAACCAAUUAAGGGUUAUGGUGAACUAUCAUCUCGUGGUCGACGACGUCAUGUUAGCCAUUUUGAAUAUGAAAAGGAUGGAAAAAACUAUAUGCGAUUAAAGUUCUACGUAGAAGGUACAAGAAAAACUGGGACUGUACACUUAGAAAUGGUUGAGGAUGAUAAAUCAAAAUUCCAGUACCGAUAUUUAUUUGUAGAUGUUGAUGGAUAUCCAAAAAAGACAAUUAUUUUGAAAGACAACAGACAUUUAGAUGGAAAUUUUGAUAAUAGUGAAUUAAAUUUAUUAAAAUAAAGGUUUGUUUUUCAUACUUACCAAUGUUAUCCUUUUGUUAUUCGUUAUUGUUGUUUUUAAUUAGUAAUGUAAAAAUAACCAUUUUUUAACAAGAAGACAAAUUUAAUUGUCCUUACAAAGUCUGAACAUCAUAUUUGUUGCAUCUUUAAUAAAUGAUUAUGAUCGAAUUGA